This is a messenger RNA of Pleuronectes platessa (European plaice), 8443 nucleotides long. RefSeq names its product crystallin beta-gamma domain containing 2 (gene crybg2). Lineage: Eukaryota; Metazoa; Chordata; Actinopteri; Pleuronectiformes; Pleuronectidae. The transcript is spliced from 25 exons. The record is from RefSeq and is a predicted model, not a curated record. Bases 1 to 7560 code for a protein of 2519 amino acids.
AUGGCGAAGAAGAGCUCCUCCAGAAAGUCCCUGAAAAAUUGGUUCUCCCGGAGCGAGGCCAACCUGGACGAGUCUGUGCAGCGGGAGGACGCAGCAGCAGCUGCUGGAGCAUCGAGCAAACAUGAGGGAGAGAAAAAGAAGUUCAAGUUCCCGAAGCUCCGGCUGAAGCCGAAGAGCAGCGCGGGCCCGGAGAGGUCGGCCGGCGGCAGCUCGGAGGUGCUCAGAUGUGAUGACAGCUCAUGGUUAUUAAUGGAGCGUCCCUGUGAGACUCUGAGGACCCUGCUCAGACCCACAGUCAAGCCGAAGUCACAGGAGUCGCAGUUCACUGGGAAGAAUGGUUUUUUGGCUCGACUAAUUCCACAUGUCCCUGUCGCUCUCAGUGUCGCCGAGCCCGUCGACACAGCUGAGGAUGCUGAGGCCUGGGAGGAGAAGGUCGUCCUGGACCGCAAGAGUGCGUCCCUCUACGCCACCGCACCCAGGUCAAAGAGCAAAGAAUUAAGCUACUCGGAGUUGGACCUCCGCAAGCCCAAGAGGUUUGCCACCUUUUCCUUUGGUCUUAAAAAGAGGAAGAGGAAGGAUGAAGAGAAACUCUCCAAGAGCACGUUUGUUCUUCACAGUCCACCCAUCGAUGAGCAAGAGGAGACCACGAUGGACCUCAGUGAGAUGGAGCUGGAUCAGGGCCACGUGAAGACGAUGUUCAGUUUGUCUCAGCCGGAGCUCGUCACCCGCAAAAGGUUCGACAUCCCGUCUCCUCCCCCCGUGGCCGCAAAACAAUCAGAGCCACACUUCCCUCUCCCCGACCAAUCACAGUCAGUCGUCAGCGUGAACACCCAUCCUGAACCCCGGGAGCCUCUGAACCUCUCCGAUCGGUUCCAUGUGGACGAGGAUUUACCGAAAGCACCGAUAGCUUCCAUUCCUGAGCUGCAGCUAGAUGACGAGGACGUGAACAUUUCCGCUCACCACAACUUGCCCAGAGGUGGCGCCAAAUCACCUGCUCCUUUGACAGACAGCAUCCCCGUUGCUGAUACCCAGAAUGCACCGCGCCUUCCAGCCAGUCUCAGUCUGCACUCCUCAGAUCACAAUGCAGCAGUUGUCGAGUCAGUCAGUGAAAGUGAUGUCCUCCAGCAGUCUCACACAAACACUGACAUCUCUCCUCCGGAAUCCACCAGAGUUCCGUUAUCACAGCAUCAUCCUGUAGCCUCUGGCGUCACGGCCCCGAGCUCCGGCCGUGAAGACGUCUCGGUUUCUCACGCCGAGAGAUCUUCGUUUCCCGAAGCUGCCAAAAGCGUCACCACAGCCUCGGCCGACGGCGGAGCACGGAGCCCUCCCAGUCAGGCUGUGGUUUACGGGGAACUGUACGAUUCACUUUUCCCUCAGAGUUUCUCCUCUGAGGUGACGUCAUCCCUCUCCUACCCUCCUCCCUCCCCUCUUCUCAUCCACACGGAGAGGAUAGAGGUGAACUCCACACUGGAGCCUGCCCUGGUGAAAACCCAGAGUGUUGUCUCCUCUCACCUGUCGUCCUCACACACUCGCAGACUGGACGAUGCAGAAAGUAGAUCAACCAGCACACGUGUCGACCCUCGUGAUUCUCAAAUGGACGCAAACGCCUAUCGUCCUUCCUCUCUCGUCUUUAAAGACAUUCCUUCUUCAGAGAGGACCCGCUCGGUUUCCAAUGUGAAAUCAGACGGUGUUGGUCUCGUCCAGGACACAGUCAGGUCAGCCCCCACGGUUCAGAGCCCUCCCCCACAGGUCUCUGGCUAUGCAGCCUCCCCUGGGGCCGGGACUCAGGUUACUGCCUCCAAACAGAGGGUGAUCCUUGUGAAAGAGUUAGUCACAGAGGAAGCAAGCGCCGACUCCGCUUGUGUCUCUCCUGUCCCGGACAAAAUGAACGCACUCGAGAGUCUCGAGAUACAGAUCGAUACGACCGAGUUCUUAUAUGCUGCUUCCGGUGCAGGGCCGAGGGAGGGGAGCGAGGGGCCUCUGAGCCCAGCGUACCUGAGCGUGGGAUCGGAUGAUGGCAGCGUCAUGGAGGUGUACUACAGCGCCGAGGAGAACAACCAGGAGGAGGAGGAGGAGGAGAGCGAGGAAGAGGAGAUGUACACGAUGUACGAAAGAGAGGAGGUGGACAGUUUGAAAGAGAGGGAGUGGGGGGAGGUCGUAGAGACGGGGAGAAGCGAGAGAGGUGAGGGAGAAUUCAGGGUGGUGAUUGUUAAAAUGCAGAGCGAGGAAGAAGACGAGGGGAACGACGAGGAUCUCCUCAGCCAAACUGAAGAGGAGCUGCAUCAACCGAUGGGUCACGUGGAGGAGACUCUGGUGCCAGAAAGUGAGAUGCUUGAGGAUUUGUGGAGCAAUGAUGCAAAGAGGCAGGAGACAGAAGUAGCACAUGCAGAGUUAUCACAGAUCAAAGAGGAGGAGGAGGAGGUGGAGGAGGAGAUGCACACGAUGCACGAAAGAGAGGAGGUGGACGGUUUAAAAGAGAGGGAGUGGGGGGAGGUCGUAGAGACGGGGAGAAGUGAGAGAGGUGAGGGAGAAUUCAGGGUGGUGAUUGUUAAAACGCAGAGCGAGGAAGGUGACGAGGAUCUCAUCAGCCAAACUGAAGAGGAGCAGCAUCAACCGAUGGGUCACAAGGAGGAAGAGACUCAAGUGCCAGAAAGCGAGAUGCUUGAGUAUGUGUUGAGCAAUGAUGCAAAGAGGCAGGAGACAGAAGUAGCACCUGCAGUGUUAUCACAGAUUAAAGAGGUGGAGGAGGAGGUGGAGGAGGAGGGUAGGGAGGAGGGUAAGGAGGCCUCACUGGCCACACCGGUUCAGCAGGUGAUGGUAUGCAGGGUUGCUCCACCCUCCAGUGAGCCGCCGCAUGUGCAGGGGGUGUGUUCUGAGCGAAACUGGACCGGGGACCUGGAAACAGAAGACCACCUCAUCGUAGAGAAUCAGCUCCCGAGCCAGGAGACAGAGUGUCAGGUGUCCGAAGACGACAGGAGUCCUCUGUGUGAACCUGCUGCUCCCUGCCACACCGGGGAGGAAGAUGUGAUCACUCCCACGGGCAGAGAGGAACAAGUUUCACCAGGUGAGGACGAGCGAGGAGAAGCGGGCACAGACAUCCACAGCAGUGCCGACUCAGAUCCCUCAGCCGGAGCAGAGGUUCUCAUUCCGACUCACAGCCCCGAGCUGCAAUCAGACGCCACAGAGAUUGGGCACAGCAGCGAUCAGCAGCGUAGCGAGUGGGAGGAUACGAUUACAGGGCGCGAGGACAAAAAGAGGACGGUGCCAGGACAGGAGGGAGUCGAGCUGUCAACCCCGAGUGCAGACACACACCGACCUGAUCCGGGACCUGCAGGGGAGUCCUCUGAGGGCCACGAGCAUCCGGCAGCAGCUGAGCCGGACCUGACUUCAGGGUCCCCGACGUCUUCGAGGACAGACGCAGCAGCUCCAGAGAGUCGGCAGACGGACGUCGACCAGGACACGCUGGACAAGAUGGAUUCAGGCUACAGCAGCCUGAACACCAAACUGACCAUAAGGAGCUUGUCUUCCCUGGAAGAGGACGAGUCCAAACAGCGUUUCCAUAAAAUGUCUCUGAUCCCUGAGGCUGACGGCCGAGGACAGGACACGGUGGACUCAACUGAGUCCAAUGGAACAGACGUGGGCUCAGACUACACCUGGAGGAACAGAUUUGAGGGCGUUUCACAGUACAAACCAUACCAGGUACAGGAUUCCUCUUUUUCUGACUCUCAGACUUACACAUUGUCUGACACUUACUCCAGCCCCCACUCCUCCUCCUCCUCCUCCAUCUCCUCCGCCUACUCCACUCUCCCCGGGGCUACAGUGUACAAACCUCUGAGCGACAGCCUCUCCUCCACCGCCUCCUCCUACUCCCCCGCUCCGGAGGAACACUCGAGCCUGAGCUACAGGCUCAGAGACGACACCGAAGUCGACCUGAGGCGCGAGAGCGAGUCAGCGGGAGAAGCCAGAUAUGAUUGGAGGAGGAGGAGCCUGGUGGAGCAGGAGGAGCCAGCUGCACCUGCGGGUGAAGCAGAGAGACGGAGGGAGGGAGAGGCAGAGAGGCUAAAGUCACCCUGGGACUCACAGCAGCUCCCUGUGUUCGGCUUCUCCUCGGCCCUGCACACCAGCCACACCGACGGGUUCCCACACGACGACAACCAGCCCUCUGAGUUCACUGGGUUGUUUAAAGCCACACUGGUGGAGCUGGACUGCGAGCCUGCAGCUCCCCCGUCCACUCCCCCGGCCUCCCCCGAGGCAGACUCCUCCAACCAGCUGGAAAUGGACAACCUGGUGGACACCCUGAAGAACAUGGGACCCUCCUUCCGGCCCAGGUCUAAUGGCGUGCGGGCACCUGUCCCGACCCUGAUGUCCUCGCUGCCUCCCAUUGUGGAGGAUGCUCCCAGCCCCAUCUCCCCUCACCUCCCUGCCUCCCUCACCCGCCCCAUCUCCCUUCUCCUCCCUGCCUCCCUCACCAGCCCCAACGCCCUUCACCUCCCUGCCUCCAUCACCAGCCCUGUGAAAACGAUGGAAACCAACGGCUCCGACAAGCUGGAUGGGAUUUUCUCUCUGCCUCCUGAGCUGGGACUGAAGAGGAACUUCCUCAGAGACAACCGAUCACCACUGGAGCUGCUGAAGACCCAGCAGGACCAGCAGCCAGGAAAACGUAAUGCUUUAAGAAGAUCCUCUGACUCUUUCCUUGAGGACUUAAAAUCCCCGUUGCUGAAUGGAAACGGAAUAUCCCCCCCGCCCAGCACAGGCUCUCGCCUCGACAACAGCCUCAUCUACGGAGGCUACAGGUCAUCGUCCAUAGAUCAGACGAUGGAGAACGGAAAAUCCCAUCGUUCACUCUUCCGCAGCGGCUCGCUACCGGACACGGGGCCUUCAAGCAAUCGCCUGAGUGUGGGACAGAAGGAACUCGGUGAACCAGCAGGGUCCCGCUUCGAGCGCUUCUCCUUCCUGGCAAACUCCUCCUCCUCCUCGUCAGGCUCCUUGACCGGAUCCGAAGACCUCAACGGCCGAAUGAGUCGCCCACCGCAGCCCAACUUCGGUUCCCCACCUCCCAGUAACAGUCCCACCCGCCUCCUCAGCCCCUCGGGCUCCAUAGACCUUCACAGGUCGUUCACAUCCACAGACUCCCCACUAUCCAUGUUUGGCCAGACCCAGGGGAUGGGGAUCGGUGCCGGGGCUGGGACCACGCCGCCGCCCCCCCUGCAGAGGAGCUUCAGCACCGACGGCCCCGGGGGGGUCCAGCAGACGUCACUGUUCAACAGCAUGUAUGGGGGGUCUCGGUUCCAGAGCAAGGAGCCUGAGCCCGACAGGAAUCAGGCGCCAAAAUACAGAGCCUUCCCUGAUGCUUACCUCACAAAAGCGAAGGAGCACGGGAAGCUCAAUCCUCGUCCUGGAAAGAUGUAUAUCUUCGACCGACCGGGGAUGUGCGGCCAGAGGAUCGAGGUGCGCAGUGAUGUCACAGACGCUACGUCCUGGGAGCUGCAGGACACCAUCUCCAUCCGGGUCAUCAGAGGAGGAUGGGUGAUGUACGAGAAACCCAACUUCAAAGGGGAAAAAUACGCUCUGGACGAGGGCGACAUCGAGCUCUCCUGCCCCUUCAGCCCCCCGGAGGAGGAGCAGCUGCAGAACGGACAGAGGGAGAACGGACAGAAGGAGGAGGUGGAGGGCAAAGGGCAGAACGGAGAGACGGGCGAUGAGCAGACGGAGACAGCACCGACCAGGAAGUUCAUCAUCGGAUCUCUGCGACGAGCCGUCAGGGAUUACAGCGUCCCAGAAAUCGGUCUCUUCCCAGAGGAAAACGCCGAGGGGAAGAAGGUCACCUUCAGAGACACCUCUGACGACGCCAGGAUCUUUGGCUUCCCCAUUAAGGCCACCUCCAUCAUCAUCAAUGCUGGACUAUGGCUUGUGUACGCGGAGCCCUUCUUCCAGGGCGUACCACGUGUCCUGGAGGUGGGGGGUUACUCCAACCCUGCAGCCUGGGGUGUGGAUCAUCCGUAUGUGGGAUCCGUGCACCCGCUCAAAAUAGGAGAACCACGAGUGGAAAAUCUGUCUGAACCAAAGCUGGAGAUCUUCGACAAGCCGUACUUCUGCGGGAAGUCGAGGACGAUCACCACCAACGCCAGAGACUUCAUGACCAGAAUAGACCGGCAGCAGACGGCCUUCAUGUACAAUGUGGGCUCCCUCAAAGUGCACGGAGGAAUCUGGGUGGGCUACGAGAAGGAGGGCUACCGAGGCCACCAGUACCUGCUGGAGGAGGGGGAGUACCAGGACUGGAGGGUGUGGGGGGGCUGCGAUGCCGAGCUCCGCUCCAUCAGGGUGAUACAAGCUGACCUGUCCGACCCCCUGAUGGUGAUGUUCGAGCAGCCGGAGGAGGACCAGGAGGGCGAGGAGAACACCUUCGAGGUGAACGAGGCCAUUCCCGACGUGGAGCUGUUCAACUUCAAAACGUCCACGCGCUCCAUCCACGUGGUCAGCGGGGCAUGGGUGGCCUACUCCCACGUGGACUUCUCUGGGAACCAGUACAUCUUGGAGAAAGGUUUCUACAACAACAGCGCUGACUGGGGCUCUCAGGAGCCUCGCAUCUGCUCCGUGCAGCCCAUCCUCCUGGCUCCGCGUGACACCUCGAAGACCCGGAACCAGAUCGUUCUUUUCUCGGAGCCAGAUUUCCAGGGCCAGUGUCACAUCUUCGACCGCAACCAGGAGGCGCUGUCCGAGAAGUUCCUGACCAAGUCCUGCCGAUUGGUCAGCGGAAGCUGGGUGCUCUACGAGAGCGAGAAGCACUCUGGGAACUUGUACGUCUUACAUGAAGGAGAUUACCCCAAUUUAAUCAGCAUGGGCUGCCCCCCCGGCUGCAACGUCCGCUCCGUCAAGGUCGUGCCGAUGAUGUUCUCCAUUCCCUCCCUCUCCCUGUUCGGCCUCGAGUGUCUGGAGGGCAGAGAGAUCACCACGGAGUCGGAGAUCAUCAGCAUGGCCGGCGAGGGCUUCAACAACCACAUCCUGUCGGUCAGGGUCAACAGCGGCUGUUGGGUGAUAUGUGAACACAGCAACUACAGGGGGCGCCAGUUCCUCCUGGAGCCCAUCGAAAUCACCAACUGGCCAAAGUUUAGCUCGCUGUCGACGAUUGGCUCCGUGUAUCCGGUCGUACAGAAGCGACAGUUCUUCCGCAUCAAGAACGCGGAGAGCGGCCUCCCCAUGUCCGUCCAGGGCGGCGGGGAGGAGAUGAAGUCGGGACGAGUGCUGGUGACGGAGGAGGUGGAGCCGAUGACUGACAUCUGGUUCUAUCAGGACGGAUUCAUCAAGAAUAAGCUGGCCACGACCAUGAGUCUCCAGGUGAUGGGAAACAUUGAGCCGGCAGCCAAGGUGGUUCUGUGGUCAGAGACUCGGCAGCCAAUCCAGAGCUGGACGACCAAGAUGAGAGGCCUCAUCACCAGCCUCACCUUCCCUGGCAUGGUCCUGGAUGUCAAAGGUGGAAAAACCUACGACAAGGACCAUGUGGUGAUCAUGCCAGAGAACGAUGAGAGGCCGAGUCAGCAGUGGGAGAUCGAGCUGCUAUAAUAAACCUCAUAUUCCUCUUGACUCAUUUCAGCAGUGCUUCAUCGACGGGGCCUUUCUUUCUAUCUGCAAAAAUAUUCCCUUAACAUUGUGCGCUGUGGGAACCGACCGCUGUCACUGUCAGUUUAUUUAAGUGCCUUUUACUUCUGUAUGAACUCCCCUGAUCCGUGUCACACGUGUAAACACAAACAACACGAGGCCGGAGUUUCGAUGGUUCCUGUCGGUGUCUCGAGCUGCUGGAGCGACUGGUGUCAUCAGGAGCUAAAAAAAAAUUCAGAUUUAAUGUAUUUCUCCAGAUGUACUGAGCUGCACGGACCCGCCCACUCUCUCGUGUCCAGAGAUCAGGAGCACAGGUUCACCUCCUCCACCACUUUGACCUUGAACUCAUCAUUUACCUACAAUUUGUAUAUUCAAACCCACAGAAUCUCCCUGUUCAUAUCUCCCCAGGCUUGUGCUAUUCCCUCAUAGCUGUGUUUAUGGUGUAGAAAAAGCAGGUUUUUAAUAACAAUAACUUCUGGACGUUAUUUUCCUACUGAGACGUUCUACAGAUGGAGAAUGAAUAAAGCCAAAUGGAUGUGAAACAUGCAAGAAAUUCAUGUUCCUCUUUUAAAAGAUAUUUUUAUAUGCUGUACAUGUAUCGUAUUGUUUUGUGGGAAGUGUUGCAGUUAUGUAUACAUAGAGAAUAUCAUAUUAUUGACUAAAUGGGUUGUACGUGUUCAGUGUCUGUCCAGUUUCUCUGUUUCCUUGUUUUUAUUGUUCUUUAUUUGUCGAGUUGUUAUCAGCUGUAUGUUAAUAUUUGAUACUAAAUAUAUAUAAAAUGUCAAAUGUGAUGUUAAAGGGAGUGGUUUUAAAAUACUGAAAACAAAAAUAAACACAUUAAAACAAA